Stylophora pistillata is the source of this 2592-nucleotide messenger RNA. RefSeq lists its product as uncharacterized. NCBI's taxonomy places the organism in Eukaryota, Metazoa, Cnidaria, Anthozoa, Scleractinia, Pocilloporidae. Gene Ontology annotation, molecular function: ATP hydrolysis activity; protein binding. Gene Ontology annotation, biological process: signal transduction. The record is from RefSeq and is a predicted model, not a curated record.
AUUAGCUUCAUCUUGCCCACGGGCGCUGCGAGCGACACAAUAAGGGAACUUAAAACACGUUUCGCCUGACUGGCAUACCCUUUGGUAAUUUAGAACACAGGGAAAUGACUCAGUUUAAUCACGCCUUCCUUAACUGACUCUCUUACCUUUACUGAGGUGUUCGUUAUCCCGUCGACGUUUGUUUUAAUUUGAGCCGUACGGUGUCAAGCAUUUGCGAAAGUGACUGUUAGCGAACCAAUAGGACUGCCGACACGCUGCCUCAGCCCCAAUGCAUUCAUCAACAGCUAGCGGAAUUUCUUGACAGACUUGAACUCGAUAGAGACCAAUAUUCGUCUUCAUAAAUGCUGGAGUGCAGAUAACUGAGAGAAUUCAGUGGUCAAAAUUUCAAGAUGUCUUUUGUUGGUGGUAGUCCUCCAACUGAGUGUACAUUGUCAGCCAUCCUUGAGGAGAGACCAAAGCUCAUAGAGCAAUUGGCCUUAUGCUUGGACAAAGAAAUGAGACUAAUUCCCAACUGGAAACAUUUGGCAUCGGAGCUUGAUGUCAACGCAGAUGUAAUCCGACGACUGGAGAAACCGUAUAGUGAUUACAGUCCUACCAUCCGAUUGUUUGAAUAUCUCGAGGCCACUCAACCAGAUCUGUCUAUUGAACAACUGAAAGACGCUCUGCUGGAGAUUGGGAGGAACGACUUGUUUAGUUUGCUGACAAAAGCUGGCUGCAUCGACUCUGAAAAAGUAAAAGACCUUAUCACUUCGCAAAAUAUUCAAGGUCCUUCACCAACAGCUGGUCUUUUGGACGAAAUUGCAUUGGCCUUAGACGUUACCUCUCUGGCAUUAUCAAGCUGGUCCAGCCUAGCAAUAAAAUUGAGAGUGCCAAGAAAAACUUGUUGGGGGUUUGAACGACGUUCAACGGAUAAUCCAACCCACAAUCUCUUGCAGUAUUUGGUUACCACCUGUCCCGAAAUGAAAUUGAGAAGUCUGAAAGAUGCCCUGGAUUCCAUUCAAAGAAAGGAUCUACUAAAAAUUCUAGAAGAACAUAAUCAAAGAGAUGAAGUAUUCCUGAAGGACUUAAUGUCCCAAGAACCGGAGCUUGUGGAGACAAUGGCAGAAACACUUAACCGCGAAGAAGUACCAGGUGUCAAAAGUUGGAUACAUCUCGCCUACAAACUGAACGUGCCCGAUGACGUGCGUCAAGGAUUUGGUGUGACAGGACAAAAUUCGAAAAGUCCCACUAAGGAAGUCAUUGAAUGGGUGGCUGUGAAUCUCCCGCAGAAAACUUUAAGUGACGUUACAAAUGCGUUGGACAGGAUCCAACGUAAUGAUGCUAUUCGGAUAAUAUCAAAGCAAUUUCCAGGCUCAGUUGAGUCAACUUUAGAGCGACGUGGCUGUUCAUUCCAAGACAGUCUUACAAUGUCUGAUCCCACAGGUCAGAGUCCAUCUCCCAGCUACAAACGGGGAGAGAAAGAUUCUCCUCCAAAGGGAGCUUCCCUAAUGGUGCAAAGGAAACACAUGUGUGCUAUCCAAACAAGACUCUGCCAUGUGCUUCCGCUCUAUGAACAAAACCUGGGAGACCACCCUUUCACGGCAACAACACUGGACUGGAUUGGUAACAGUUACCACGCCUUGGGCGACUACGACAAUGCUGUUAAAUACAUCAGUAAAUCAGUUGAAAUGCGUAAGCAACUGUUGGGGCACCAUCAGGAAACUGCGAUGUCUCUUCAUGAUUUGGGAGUGGCUUUGAACGCGAAAGAAGAUUACUCAAGUGCACUUAAGUAUCUUAAAGAGGCAAUUGAUUUGCAAGAGGAAGUAUCAGACACACAUCAACAACUGAUUCACACUCACCAAGACAUGUCCAUUGCUCUGCGGGGUCUCGGAAGAAACAGCGAAGCCGAGGAAGAAAUGACACGGGCUGCGGUGUGCGCGAAAAAGUUGGAAAAGGAAGAAAAAGAAGAAGAAAAUGACUGGAUGGAUAUCUCAUGCACAGGACUAGGAGUUUUGAAAAAGAGAUCCACAACACUGUAAGGAAGCAAAACAAUCUAUCGAUUGAUUGAUGGGCUCUCAUGGUCACUUAUUUAACCAAUGCAGCGACCCAGUCGCUCAGUCUGUCCGUUCAUUGACCUCCCUACGUGCUUAUCAGUCAAUUGCAGUUUAGGAAGAACCUCUGUUAGACUUUAGUCGGGGUAGGAUGGCGGUAACCAACUAAUUUUGAUCAGGCCAAGUUAAGUUAUUUUUUUAAAAAAGGAAGAUCUUUAAUUGUACUCUCCAUCGUCCUAUUAACGAGCAGAGGUUGAACUUCCCCAGAGUUGGCAAAUUGACAUGUCCAAAUUCAUACUGAUUCUCACUACGGGAAACCGAAAAACCCUCAUUGUUGACCUCUCUUGACAAGAGAAACUAACCAAGAGCAAGUGAUUACAGUAAUAAAUUAAUGUCUCGAAGACAGAAGAUAUCUUUUUCUUGGGCUUCAGCAGUUAAAUUGAGCGAUCGGCAAAUAUGGUUAAAGGCAUUGGGUAAACAUAUAUUUGUGACAUUUUUCCGGGUGAAAUUGUGAAAUAAAUAUUAGAAAUGUAGGGAAAUAAAAACGCUUGGCAGAGGCAAA